Musa acuminata AAA Group (dessert banana) is the source of this 489-nucleotide messenger RNA. Its product is annotated as putative acyl-coenzyme A oxidase 3.2, peroxisomal. NCBI's taxonomy places the organism in Eukaryota, Viridiplantae, Streptophyta, Magnoliopsida, Zingiberales, Musaceae. The record is from RefSeq and is a predicted model, not a curated record. Bases 1 to 489 code for a protein of 162 amino acids. The transcript has a single exon.
AUGGAUCCCCACUCCUCCGCCGCGCGCCGCACCGCCGUUCUCGCCGGCCACCUCCUCCGUGGCUCCACCCCCGCCGACGGCCUCUCCUCCGCCUUGAUCGAGCCCGCCGCCUGCCUCCACUACUCCCCUCCCGAGCUCUCCGAGCAGCCCCCGGCCUUCGACACUGCAUCGCUGCGUCGCGUCCUCGAUGGCCACGACACCGAGGGGCGGGACUGGCUGUUCCGGCUAAUGGAGGAGAGCUCGCUCUUCUGCCCCCGCCGCCGCGGCAACAGGACCUUCGUCGCGCCGGACUACAACCAGACCAUGGAGCAGCAGCGGGCGGUCACGAUGCGGCGGAUUGAGUACCUGCUCGCUCACGGCGUGUUCGAGGGCUGGCUCACGGGGAGCGGCCCGGAGGCGUUGAUGAGGAAGUUCGCCUUCUUCGAGUGCAUUGGAAUAUUCGAUCACUCCCUCGCGAUCAAAUUAGGUGUUCAUUUCUUUCUCUGGUGA